CGCAGAAGGAAGCGACGCCGGCGCCCUGCCCCCUCGACUCGCUCUUUCUCGUGGCCCAAGAUGGCGGCGGCGGCGGCUCCUCUUGGUGCUGCUUCUCCUCCUGCCGAGGCGGCCUUCCUGGGCUUCGGCCCCAACUCGCGCGACCCGGGCCGGCUCCCUUCGCGGCGGGCGGGGGGCCUGGGCGCCAGGAACCGCAAGAAGGGCUGGAAGCGGUGGCGGGGGCCGGAGGCCAAGCUCGGCCGGGACCUGGGAGACUGGCUGGAGGAGAAGGCGGCCGAGCUGAGGCAGCUGGGGUGAGCCUGGCAGCGAAUCUCCUCGGCGGGAGCGCGGGGGGCGGUCGAAGCGUGGAGCCUCCAGGUUCGGGGGCAGCCUAUAUCAUCCCCCAGGAGGGCUGAGGGGGGGAAUCACCAUACCCGGCGCGGCGCGCAUGGUUUGCCUCUGAAGGGGCCUAUGGCCAUAACCCAGCAGGGCUCCUGUUGGAAUAGGCUGACAAACAGCCCCCUGCUGGGUCAGGACCCAGAGGCCCAGGACCCAAACAGCCCCCUGCUGGGUCAGGGCCCAAGACCCAAACAACCCCCUGCUGCUCAGGACCCAAACUGCCCACUGCUGGGUCAGGACCCAAAGGCCCAAGACCCAAACAGCCCCCUGCUGGUCAGGACCCAAAGGCCCAGGACCCAAACAGCCCCCUGCUGGUCAGGACCCAAAGGCCCAGGACCCAAACAGCCCCCUGCUGGGUCAGGACCCAAAGGCCCAGGACCCAAACAGCCCCCUGCUGGUCAGGACCCAAAGGCCCAGGACCCAAACAGCCCCCUGCUGGUCAGGACCCAAACAGCCCCCUGCUGGGUCAGGGCCCAAGACCCAAACAACCCCCUGCUGCUCAGGACCCAAACAGCCCCCUGCUGGGUCAGGGCCCAAGUCCCAAACAACCCCCUGCUGCUCAGGACCCAAAGGCCCAGGACCCAAACUGCCCACUGCUGGGUCAGGACCCAAAGGCCCAGGACCCAAACAGCCCCCUGCUGGGUCAGGACCCAGAAACCCAGGACCCAAACAGCCCCCUGCUGGGUAAGGACCCAGAGGCCCAGGACCCAAACAGCCCCCUGCUGGGUCAGGACCCUCGCCCACAGCACCCUGUUCUCACAGCCAGAUAGAUAGAUGCCCACAAGCUCUUCUUCUCUGGUGAUCCCUAGUAGCCGAGUAAGAUUGUGUUCCAUGAACGUGGUCUUAACAGUGAGUCUGUAAUUGACUGUGGAGGCCAAUUCUGGACCCACACAUCGUUCCAUAGUGGGGAUAUAGGUUUUCGGGUGGGAGUCGAUCACGGUGUGGAUUUGGCAAGCAUGGCUUCCUUCCUCUUAGCACGUUUCUCCCUUGCGUCCUGAGUUCAAGUGUCUUCAAAGAAGUGUGCAUGCACGCAAAAGCUCAUACCAGUUGGUCUCUAAGGUGCUACUGGAAGGAAUUUUUUUAUUAUUGUUUUGUUUCAAAGCCCACAACACCUUUGGUAAAGGCUGUUUUCCAAAUGGAGCGCUCGCAGGCCAGUGUUUCCCAGUUGUCGGUCUUUAUACUACAUUUUUUUCAGAUUUGCCUUGAGACAGUCUCUAAACCUCUUUUGCUGACCACCAAGAAAAUUCCGAACUUAAAAAUGGAAAGCACAAAGCUGGUGGAACCCUCCCCACUGGUGAUUCCCAGCCUUUAGUAUUCAGGGGCUCAGUGGAGGGAGGACUUGGUUGUCACGGCUACUGAUAGCCUUGUGCUCCUUAGUUUCCAGCCAAUUUGGCUUUGGGAUUGCUCUCCUGUACUAUUUUAGACAUGUGGUUUAUAUACUUAUGAAUGUGUGUUUACCUUGUGCAAUUAUCAACAUUUAUUCUAUAUUUGAGACCUUAGAAUUCCUUUAACUGUGCCCUUCCCUCCGUCUUGUGGCAGUGAAUUCUGCUGAUUAGCUUUUUUAAAAAUUAGUUUUAUAUACUGCCUUAUCAUGAAAUCUCAGGGAGCCAGUGUGGUGUAGUGGUUAAGAGCGGUAGUCUCAUAAUCUGGGGAACCGGGUUCGUGUUUCAGCUCCUCCACAUGCAGCUGCUGGGUGACCUUGGGCCAGUCACACUUCUUUGAAGUCUCUCAGCCCCACUUACCUCACAGAGUGUUUGUUGUGGGGGAGGAAGGGAAAGGAGAAUGUUAGCCGCUUUGAGACUCCUUAAAGGGAGUGAAAGGCGGGAUAUCAAAUCCAAACUCCUCCUCUUCUAUGUGUUGUGUGAUUCAGUUCUUCACUUGUCCCAAAUCUCCCACCUAUCAGGCUUCAUUGGAUCAACCCCAUUAGGGUUCUAGUAUUACAAGAGGUAGUGGAAACAAUCUCUCUAUCCACAUUUCCCAUGUGUGGUUUCAUGCACCUUUCUUGUGCCUGCUUGCCUUUCUUUGUAGAGAAUUGGAGAGGUUGAAGAUGAAAUAACAAGAGGGGUUCUGGGAGGAGUCAGUUGCAGAAGUGCGGGGAGAUAAUUACUAAGGAGUACACGAUGAUGCACCCACAGUUAUGGGGCACUGGUGUGCGGCUGACAUUAUGGGCUGGACCCCUCAAGGAAGCCAAACCUUUGAAAGGAGAUGUUUUGUUGGUGGUGCAAAUAGCCAGUGUGGGUGCAGAUCUUGAGGACAUUGUGGAGUGGCCUGAGAUUUGGAUUGGCAGUGUUUAUUAUUGCAUUAUUUAUAUAUAUAUAUGCCACCUGAGAAGCUCAAUGUAAUGUAUGUGGUUCUUCCCCCCCCCCCAUAUUUUAUACUCAGCAACAACCCUGUGAGGUAGGUUAGGAUGAAAGAUGGUGACUGACCCAAGGUUACCCAUUGGUCUUCAUGACUUGAGUGGAGAUUCAAACCCUGACCUCCCAGGUCCUAGUCCAUCACUAAACACUAUACCACACUGGCUCUCUGUGUUGUUAUGAUACAGGAGCAGAACGGUAGCUGUUGGCUGGAUAAUUUAUUUUUUCCCUUCUCUCCAGAGGACCUGUGUCAGAGAAACCCAAUGAAACCCUCUUCUUCGUAGACACUGGCGUUCAAGAAAAAGGUAAGAGGCUGCAACAAUCAAGAAGAGUCAACUUGGGUCGUGAAUACCAGAGAAAUUGGAGCCUGGAUCAAAAGUGUUCCCAUUGCAUGCAGUAUAAGCUGCCUCCUGCAGUUGGACUCGCAAAUCCUGCUCUCAACUUACUUCAUUGUGCUGUUUGUUGAUUGUGCCUCUGAUGAAUCCUUGGCUUGCAUUUUCCUUCCAGGCCGAAAACAGAAGUGUGGCAAAGAGAAGCCGUUGAGGAUUGACUUGAUCCUGCAGCCGGAUUCCAAAGUGCCUCCACCCAAAGAGUAAGUCAUCUUCUGGGUUGUGCAGAAGAGACUGUAGGAAACCCGUUGCCUGUCUGGUGCUCUUGAUAUCCCCCAUCUGAGCCUUUGAGCUUUAGGGAGACAAUUAGAGGCAAGAGAGGAAGGGUGCAGCCAGGCAGGAUAAGUUGUAAGUUUGGGAGCGCCAGCGCUGACUUGCAUAACACCCAGCAGGCUGCCCUUCGCACAGUCUCUUUACACAACUUGGUUCACUGAACUACAUUGGAGCCUUUUUCUUACUCUAGAUAUGACCAUAUUGCAAGCACUCCUCCAGGAGACUCUGGAAAUAGAAAUUCACAGUAAUAAUUUCCUUCCAUUUUGUUGCCUGUCAGAUUCUCAGGGAAGUGUGAGUGUUUCUCUCCUACUUUUUGGCCUUUGCAGUAUUGGGAAUUUUUCAGUAUUUCUCCUCCCCACAAAGUUUAGUUCAGCCACUUUUUCAUCAUAUGACUUAGACUCUUUAGGAUGCACUCCUUACAGCUCUGUGGCUUCUUUUCUAGCUGGUCAAUGUCCUCCUUUGAACUACUGUUCUCUUUAGGUAGCUUGCCUCUCCAAAAUCCCAUGGGCCCAGAGUAGGCCCUGUUCUUGCUGCCCUGAGAUUAAAGGUGCUGCUACAGUAUCGGGAAGUAAAGUGAGGGAGCAACCAGAGGGUUUUUCGAGUUGCUAUGUAUGAUUCUGGAAGUGGGGGAAAGGGCUGGUUCAUGUCCUCUCGAUAAGAAACUGCCUUGUACAGUAUUUAUCCAUUUACCUCAUAAUUGUCAGCAUCGGCUGAUGGUGGCUCAGCUGACGGCAAUCCUGGUUGACCAGGGGUAGGCAACCUAAGGCCCAGGGGCCGGAUGCGGCCCAAUCGCCUUCUCAAUCCUGCCUCCGGACGGUCCGGGAAUCAGCAUGUUUUUAAAUGAGUAGAAUGUGUCCUUUUAUUUAGAAUGCAUCUCUGGGAUAUUUGUGGGCCAUAGGAAUUUGUUCAUUAUUUUUUUCCAAAAUAUAGUCCAGCCUCCCACAUGGUCUGAGGGACGGUGGACCGGCCCAUGGCUGAAAAAGGUUGCUUACCCCUGUGCUUGACCAAGAACUUGUUUUUAUUCUCCUUAGCAUCCUCGCUCACCAGGUUCCCAACGGCAAGAAGCUAAAGAGGAAGCAGCGGCUUUGGGAGAAGUUGACGGAGAAAGGGGUGGUGCCACGGAAAGAGCGCCUCCUUCAGGAGAGGUUGCAGAAGCCCCCGGCAGUGAAAGCUGCAGAAGCAGGCAGCGGCAUCGAUCCUUCCAGGACGUUCUAUGACAUGUGGUCAGACUCAAGUAAGUCAAGACGGCAGUCAGGUGCAAUAAUUCUAUCCCUAGCUCUAGAAAGAGAGAGGAGUCUUGUGAGUUAAAGUUAGGUGGGUGGGACUUGAGAGUUUCACUGCUGCUACCCCACCCCCCUUUAUAAACAGGUGUAGUGGAGUAGAGGUUACAUCUUUUUGGAAGGUCCAGCAGGUGAGCAUAGCCUCAUGCUUUGGUUAUAAGUCAGCGGUUAGCAAGCCAGUUUUCAUGGGAUAUUGGGCCUGAGUGGAGUUCUAGGUCUCCUGAAGGGUAAAAGGUAAAAAGGUAAAUAACCCCUGGACGGUUAAGUUCAGUCAAAGGCAACUAUGGGGUUGCAGCAGUCAUCUCGCUUCAAGCCAAGAGAGCUGGCGUUUGUCCACCGGCAGCUUUCCGGGUCAUGUGGCCAGCAUGACUAAACCACUUCUGGCAAAAAGGAACACAGUGAGUGCACGGAAACACUAUUUACCUUCCUGCCGCAGUGGUACCUAUUUAUCUACUUACACUGGUGUGCUUUUGAACUGCUGUGUUGGCAGAAACCGGGACAGAACAAUGGGAGCUCGCCCCAUCACACGAAUUUGAACUGCCAACCUUCCGAUUGGCAAGCUCAAGAAGCUCAGUGGUUUAGACCACAGCACCACCCGUAUUUUGAAGGUCAUUGUAUGUGGCCCAGCAUCUCACGUAAAGCAUCACCUAAGCUACAGGCCAGUUCCUUUGCGUGCAGCAUUUGCAUGUAUCUGGAGGGAAGCUCUAGUGGCAUGUGAGGGCGUUGGUGUCCAGCUAAUUCAAUAGGAUGUUGGUCUGUGUGGAAGCUACUUGCAUGCAGGCUACUUUUGCCCUCUAGCAUCUCAAAUACAUUUGCCCUAGAGAUGAAGGACAAAGUUGUGUCACCCUUCCACAUAUCUAGUUGUCCCGGGUUGCAUUGCCAUAGCUGACGGGGGCUGAGAACACCCCACAGUAGUUGCUUUUGUUGAAAAGUGGAAACAUUCCUGGAAACAUCUGAGAGUCGUGCAAGGAACGGCUGGUGUAUUUUGCAGCAGGUUGUCCUCUCACCUGUAUCUCCUUGCUCUUCCGGUCAUGUUUUCUGCGGCUCAUCUUCCCUUCUCCACGUCUCCGCUUCAUGCCUUGCGGUGCCGUGAAUGGCAUGGGUGAAACCUUGCCAUUAGGAGGAACCCAACCACCUAAUCUGACACUUCUUGAACCCAACUCCACUUUUCAACAAUGCCGUUUUUCAAAAACAAAACAAAACCCAACCUGGUUGCUUGUUCAAAAUUAUGUUUUGCGGGUAGAAUGUGCCUGGUUUGCAAGGACAGCAGAAGCUUAAAGGCAGCAGUUUGAAAUGUCAUUUCAUACUUGGUGUGAUGCAGGCGUGAUACCACCUGCUGCGCCAUUUAUUCACUUCUUACCUGCGCAGGUUGAUGUAGGUGUGCCUGUUACCUAGAUGGCCAUCCUUUGUGGUCUUGGUGCGUGUGUGUGUGUGUGUGUGUGUGAAGUUUGUGUCUCUUCUGGGGACAUGCACUGUACAUUCCCCACUCCCCAACACAUGGUUGAAUCUCUUUAUCUCUAGUAGACGUACCUGUAAUCACAUGCGUGUAUCGGCUUCCUGGUUUUGUCUUCAUCCCCUCCUCCUUUUCUACGGUACAAGAUGUGUACCUGUUCCAGCUUUUAAUCUCUUCAGCUGGGAGGGGAAGGAAGUCAGCGUGGCCUCCAGAUUCUAUCUAGGUCAUGGUCCAGUGUCAUGCUAGCUUUCUCCAGGAGAGGUCAGCACUCACACAGCGACAUGCUGAAAAUGAUCUUUUUUAGGAACCCAGGGGUGGAAUCUCUCCUGCGUCUCUUUUUUCCUUUGCCCCCCCCCCCCCAAAUUAAAAUAAAUCCUGGCUGUUUUAAGAAUUUGUGAUAUCUUAAAAGUUAUGAGGGCUUCCGGUAGUUAGAGAAGAGAUGCUGAGAGCUAUUCGUCUUGAGUUCUCUUUCCAGCUUUGGCUGGGAAGGGGCGGGGAGACGAAGAGAGCACAGGCUGGCCUCUGGGACUCUCUUCUGUGACCCGGAGACUGCAAAGGGCAGCCCAAUGGCAGAGAGAGUCAUCUGCUAGGUUGGCUCCCUAAGCAGACGUACCCAGUUGGCCAGGCUGGCCCUGUGGGAUUUCCCCUUGCGGGGAAUCCCUCCCACAUGCUCUGCAUGUUGCUUCCAGCGGGAGUUGCCUGGCGCUUCUGGCUCAGCGAACAAGGUGGUGGGCGGUGAUUGGCAUUUCUCUCCAUCCCGGCUGACACUCAUUCAAGCAGGUUGGAGCAGCUACAGUCCUCCCUCGCUCCCCCUCCCCUUUUCUCCCCUGCCUUCAGGUGUCUGUUGUGUUUAUCCUUCCCAGCUGCUGCCGCUGCUACCGCCGCCUCCUCUCUUCCUGCCCCCCCUCCACCCCCCCAUCUGCUUGGGGUCAAAGGUUCAGGGCUAAUCUAAGUGCUUCAGAGGACAAAAUGACCUCCCUCCAGGCCACUGCCCGGUUCCCGUGGGUGGCUGGAACGUGACUGCCCGCCCACACUCUCUGGCCAGGUUGGCAACUGUUGCCAAAGCAGAGCAGGCCAGUAUGUGUGCUGAUGGGGGGGGGGGUAGAAUUGAGUGGCUGCAGCCCUAGAGGCUGCAUCUCACACCUUGUUCAGAAGAAGCAGAAGCUCAGGCUCUUGCUGGCCUUGUGACAUGGCUUUCUAUCUCCUCCCCUCCCUCUUUUGUCUUUGCAGACCCGCUGGACAAAGCCCUGGCUGGGAAGGAUACCUGGUUCCUGGAGCAGACCAAAAAACAGCCCGUGAAGGUAUGUGGGGGCCUUCGCUUUUGAGCAGGGGUGGUUGCGUGGGGAGCCGGGGGCCGCUUCAGCCUCUCUUUUCCUUUAUCUCUCCUUAGCGCCCGGAGCGUCUGCAGAAGCCUCGAUCUCAGCUGCCGGCCGUGGAGGUCAUUCCCCCAGGAGGGUCCUACAACCCCAGUUUCGAAGCCCACCAGGUAUCUGCAAGCCUUUCCACCUGUGGGGAUGUGGCUGCGGCACUGCUAGGGAUUGGGGAAGGAGCCAUGGGCAAUGGGAGGGGGCAUAGGCAAUGGAGGCGCCAGGGGAACACAUCACACUCUUUUGAAGUGGGGGUGGGGUACCGUUUUCAAUUCAAGGGCCACAUUUCCUCAUCAGCAAGCCCCCAGGGGCCACAUGCCAGUGGCAGGCGGGACUAGAGUCAGAUUUGGACAGCGCAGAAGUUGUGACUCUCAGCUAUGUGCAGCAGGCUAGAUUCAGUUAGAGGUGUCUAUGCACAUGCACACAUUAUUUUUAUCUGUUGUAUUACAUUGAUAAACCACCUUCACCUUCCAAGGAGCUCGAGGUGGGUUAGGCUAAGGCAGGGGUCAGCAAACUUUUUCAGCAGGGGGCCGGUCCACUGUCCCUCAGACCUUGUGGGGGGCCAGACUAUAUUCUGAAAAAAAAAAUUGAAUUAAUUCCUAUGCCCUACAAUUAACCCAGAGAUGCAUUUUAAAUAAAAGCACACAUUCUACUUAUGUAAAAACACCAGGCAGGCCCCACAAAUAACCCAGAGAUGCAUUUUAAAUAAAAGGACCCAUUCUACUCAUGUAAAAACACGCUGAUUCCCGGACUGUCCGCGGGCCGGAUUGAGAAGGCAGUUGGGCCAGAUCCGGCCCCCGGGCCUUAGUUUGCCUACCCAUGGGCUAAGAGGUGGUGACUGACACCAUGGUCACUCAGCAUUAGCUUCAUGGCUGAGUGGGGGAUUCAAACCCUGGCCUCUCCCAGGUCAUAGUCCCAGGACUCUAACCUUUAUGCCACACUGGCUCAGCCAGCCAGCCAGGCAAAUGAGUGAUAUCACAGUUUAAUAAAACAUUGCAGCCAGGAAACAGCACCCAGGGAGGGUGUGGAGCAGGGCUGGCAAGGGACGUGGCUUGAGAAGGAUCCUGAGGGCCAGAUGGAGAGGGCUGAAGGGCCACAUUUGGGCCUGACUUGGAAGAGAGCGUUCCAGGAUGAGUGAAGCAGUCUCUUAAGCAUCACAGCGGAGGUCCCACGAGGGAUGGCUAGGCCUGUUCCUCCGCUGUUCACGCUGCUCCCUCCCCCUUUGCAGGCCCUCCUCCUCCAAGCCCACGAAGUCGAGCUGAAGAAGCAGAAGGCAGCGGAGCGAUUGGAGCGUCAGCUGAAGUUCCCCACAGUGGAUGAAGCCCCCACUGAGGUGAGCAUUUAACCCUGCAGAAGGGAGUUCCACCGCUGAGGCUGUUGGGGAAUUGACCUGCGCCCUUGCUGGCAUUCUGACCUUGUUCUUGGGAGGGCAAAAACAAAAGCAGAAGGAGCAGAGGUGCCACCAUUGGACCAGAGGAUUGUAUCAAGUGAAGACUUGGUCAGGAUAUCCUGGGGCAAGCUUCCCCAACCUGGUGCCCUCCAGAUGUUGGACAUGGACUCCAGACCAUUGGUUAGGGAUUAUGGGAAUUGGAGUCUGAAAAGUGACGUCUGCAAGUUGCCAAGUUGUGGGGAGGCUGUCUUGGUUUUUUCCUCGGCUCACAAGAAAGCAGCAGUGUGUCCUGUUUGUGCAAAGAGUGCAGAGGGCCUUGUCUCGGAUAGAGUCAGUCAAGCUCUCCUGUCCGUUACCUUCUCCUAAGAGCACAUCAUUAUGCCAUCCUUUCCAUGUUUGCCAGGGUCACUAAAGCUGCAGAGGCCCAUAAAAUGACAAUGGCUCAUCUAGGCCGGGGCUUUUCAAGCUUUCAGUCCCAAGGAAAACGCUUCCCACAUUUUUAUCCCUGCUAAGUUGCUUCUGUGCAUUACAGGAAGAGAUUCUUGGGGUUGGUAGAGAGAGGAGUUUUCAGCACCUGCAGCUGUCCAGUGUGAAAGGAGAGUUUGCAAAAGCUCCCAGAAGCUGCCUUUUCAUGGACGCUUACCUGCUGCUGCUGCUGCUGCUGCUGCUGCUGCUGCUAUUGAUCUUCCAGAGAAGCCCCGCAUAAACUUCCUAGGGAUGCAGCGUGAGAAUUACAGGUUUAGGUAAACACGUUGACAGUUCAGGUACUGCAUGACAAAAUCACAAUUUGUCACUUCCUCGCUUUUUAGUGCUUUUUAGUAGGUGUGAUCCUGGAGGGGUGAGCUGUGGUGUCGCAGCCUGGCAGCAAUAAGUCAUCGUGCUUAUGUAGAUGAAAAGUUGCCACUUGGUGGCUCUCAGCCCCUCCUCGCUGAAUCCUCUUUUGCGGAGGACCAGGAAAGGGUAACGUGGCCGCUUUGCCCGUGGUUAGCACCCCUCUCCCGCUAGAAGCAAGCCAGUUUCCUCACUUGGCCUGAGGAGAGCGUAUAUUUAGCCUCCUAAUAGGCCUUAACCCUACAGCACUAUAUCAGUUUAAAGGGAUGUGCCGGCCUCUGAGAAGAUGUAAAUAAUCCUGCCCAGAGGCGCCAGGGCCUGGCAUUGAGGAGCAGCAGCAGCAGCAGCCGCCUCCCACCAAACAGCAAAAGCCCCCAAGCCUAGGGAAGGAGCCAGGAACCAGCCUAAGGCUUGGAAGAGCCAUGCAAGAUCCUGUGUCCUGGGUCUUUCUGUACGUCGAAUUUAAAUGCAGCUGAGGGCUUUUAAGUGUUACUUUUUGGAGUCAGAGACUCAAUAUAAAUGCGUUGGUAUGAGGUACGUGCGUUUCCCGUUUUGGGUGCCAUGCCUUGGCAGUGACCAGCCUUCAAUUUAAGCAUUGCCGGUGGGGUUUGGGCAAGACUUGCUGGAGAAACCAAGCCAUAUCCAACCUUCUUGUGUUGAAAUACAAAGCCCUGGUCAGUGUGGGUCCAGGAUAAGGGCCCCAGAGCCCUUGUAUCCCUGCUCAGUCACUGAAAUCCAGAGGAGCAUUGUGGUACCUCUGGUUAUGUACUUAAUUCGUUCUGGAGGUCUGUUCUUAACUUGAAACUGUUCUUAACCUGAAGCACCACUUUAGCUAAUGGGGCCUCCCGCUGCCAGAGCACGAUUUCUGUUCUCAUCCUGAAGCAAAGUUCUUAACCCGAGGUACUAUUCCUGGGUUAGCGGAGCCUGUAACCUGAAGCGUAUGUAACCCAAGGUACCACUGUAUUACUAAUUAUUAACUGCUUAGAUAAUGGCGAUGCUGCUGCAGGGAGUUCAGGGGGACCUGCCGAUAGCCUGGGUUGUAUCCAGUGUUAGUCAUACUCAAAGUAAACCCACUGAAAGUCAGGGGGGUUAUUGGAUUGUUUUGGUUUUACCGUGUAUUUCGUCUUCUCCUUUUGUGUUUUUCUGUUGUGAACUGCCCUGGGAUCUUCGGAUGAAGAAGAAUAAACAAUAGAGCAAUAAUAAUUGUUAGCUGUCCUUCCAUGUACAGAGGCCCCGUUGGCCUCCACUAGAAGUCAGUCAUAUAGCAUCGCCAGGCCCUUGCAAAGGAACACUCUUCCAGCCAAGAUUUUGCUCUCUUUUUGACCUUUAGGUAUCUGUUACGAGACAUGUUCGUGCCAACAGGCCCUUUGUAGCUGCUCAGUUUUAUUUUAUUUUUUUAAUGAUUACCUGCCUUGUUCUUUAUUUUGUGUUUCAGUGUUGGACACUGAUAUUUUAUGAUAUGGCUUAUGCUUAUAGGUAAAUGAAAUAAAACCACACAGGGUGUGCUGAACCCUGUCUGGCUCCUUUCAAAUAUAUCGAUGUGCCGGCAGAAGCUAUCAUGCAGAAUGAAAUGGGAAAGAGCUUUUUGCCUUUGCAACAGCCUUCUUCUCCGUAAGAGAGUUGGCACAUCCUUUGAAGACAAUUGAUCAAACUCUAUCAGCCGUUGUGAGAAGACGCAGCCCAGGCAGGGUGUGCGAUGUUUCUCUCCGUCCCCAACCCAUUCCUAAUAAUGCAACUUCCCUCCGCGCUUGCAGGAGAUGGUGUUCCAGGAGCAGUGCGAGGGCCUCUUGGAGGAGGAGUCAGACGGCGAAGGGGGGCAGGAGAGCCCGUCGGAACCUCAGGAGGGAGAGUCGCAGGCGGACACCGCUCCCAUACCUCAUCUGCCCCGAGUGGCGGCAGGAGAAAAGAAAACAGAGCGCCAGCGGAAAAAGGAGAAGGAGGCCAAGCGGAAGGUGGGUUUGCCCUCGGUCUAGUGCAAAACUUACACACAGCCCCAGAUUUGUGGUUGUGCCUGAGCCCCUCCCUUAUAUCCCAGAACCAUAGAGUUGUAGACUUGGAAGGCUCCCUAGAGUCAUCUGGUCCAGCCGCCCUUCUGAAACACAAAAAUUGCAGCUAAAGAAUUCCAUACAGAUGGUCGUCCAACUUCUGUUUAAAUACUGAGGUUCUCCCCUAUGUUCUGGGGUAGUCCGUCCUGCCGUGGAACAGCUCUUACCCUCAAAGUUCUUCCUGAUGUUUAGUCAGGAUCUCCCUUCGCGUCGUUUGAAUCCAUCGCUUUGGGUCCUACCCCCUGGGGCAGCAGGAAACAAGCUUGCUCCACCUUCCAUGUGGCAGCCCGUCGGGUACAGUCGUACCUUGGAAGUCGAACAGAAUCCGUUCCGGAAGUCUGUUGGACUUCCAAAACGUUCGGAAGCCAAGGCGCGGCUUCUGAUUGGCUGCAGGAAGCUCCUGCAACCAAUCGGAAGCCCCGUCAGACAUUCGGCUUCCAAAAUAGCAUUCGCAAACCAGAAUAGUCACUUCCGGGUUUGCAGCGUUUGGGAGCCAAAACAUUCGAGAACUAGGCUGUUCAAAAACCAAGGUACGGCUGUAUUUGAGGACGGCCUGUCAUGUCAGCCCUCAGUCCUCUGUUAGGCUAAACACAACCAGUCAAUGCCUGGUUCCUUGCACCUUCCACCUUGAAGCAAGUUCAGCCAAGUAUUCAGGCGUGUUGUUUUUCUAGAGCAGGGGUCCUCCAGGGGGUGAUUGGACUCCCAGCUCCCCAUUAGCCCAAGGCAGUGUGGACAGUGGUAAGAGGGGAUGUGGCCCCAACAGAAGGCCAAGGGACCCCUGUCCCUGUUGUGGAACAUGUCUUGGGAAAAAAUGGUUCGUUGGUUGAAAAACUUAAAAAUUGCAUAUGUAAAAUAUCAAGUGGCGGGGGGGGGUUCCAGUUGUAGUCCCCCCUCCACCCCAAAAUUAUGCACCUGGGUCUUUGUGUGACGUUUUCUUGGUCAUAUCUGGGUCAUUGCCUUUGGGGCCAUGGGUUGAUUUGCACCAGGGCUUUGGCCUGGGACUUUCAGUACUGUGGUGGAUUAAAGGAGGAUGCUCCUCUUUCCCUCAUAUUCACAAGAAUAAAUGCUUUAUUCUCAAUGUUCAUUAUUAAAGAAAUUAACACUUCUUUGUAAGACCUUGUCCAAAAGACUUCCCCAGCUCCUACGUGGGGCUGAAAAGAUAAGGUUGCCUUUGGUCACCCUCUAGUCUCAGACUGUGCAUGCCAUACACUUGAAGCACACAUGUGACCUUCUGCAAAGGAUCUUGGGAACUGAGCCACGUCCAGAGGCGGCAUUUGAAUUGGGGGCACCUUCUCUCCCAGCUCAGACUCUCCUCAGCACUAUGCAACAAUAACUAUCGUUGUGGUUGUUGUUGUUGUUGUUACUAUUACAGUGGUACCUCGGGUUAAGAACUUAAUUCGUUCUGGAGCUCUGUUCUUAACCUGAAAAGAGUGGCUGGGGAAACUCAGCCAGAUGGGCAGGGUAUAAAUAAUAAUUAUAUAAUUAUUAUUCUUAACCUGAGGUACCACUUUAGCUAAUGGGGCCUCCCGCUGCUGCCGCCUGAUUUCUGUUCUCAUCCUGAAGCAAAGUUCUUAACCCGAGGUAAUAUUUCUGGGUUAGCGGAGUCUGUAACUUGAAGCAUCUCUAACCUGAAGCAUCUGUAACCCGAGGUACCACUGUAUUUCUAUACCAUCCUUCAUCUGAGGAUCACAGGGUGGUUCACAAUAUAAAAACACAAAAAUACACAGCACAGCAACAAACAGUAACAAUAACACACACUCCCCAGUUUAAAAGGUCAUAGAUUAAACUAAUUAGCCAAAGGCUAAUUACAGCUGAGUUACUAUAGCCUCCCCUGCCUCUGAGGUGUGGGUGUGGGUUGUUUCUCUAUUCUCUUGUCUCUGGAAGUGAAGCUCACUAUAAGCAAAGCCACAAAACGGGCUCGUGGUUGCAUGGGGCAUGGCAGGUUCCCACAAGGCCUCUGGUGAACAGGGCUGUCCGUGCGCACCUUGUUCCUGCUGGAGCACAGAAAACCUACAAAAUGGAAUAGCUAGAGGAUUCGACUUCCUCAGCACCUCCCUUUCCUGUAAAAUCAAACACGACAUUUCUGGCCCCGGUGGUUAUGUGCUUGAAAGAAUCUUGACAUUUCUUUACUGAAGUCUCAGAAACCAGUGGGAAGUAGCUUGGUAAAAAGCAGGGGGAUUUUCUCCCAUGCAUAGCUGCUUCCUCCUCUUAAGCUGCAAAAAAAAAUUCAAAAUAAGAGGAGCCAAACCUCCAUAGCCCAUAUAGACUGUACGAUCCAGCUUUUCCUCAAGGCAAAGUUUGGUGCAAAAUGAUAGUUGUUCUAGUGCAGGGAUGCACAGACCAGUUGCCCUGUGAGUGCGUAAAAUGCCCUUUUGUUUUGUUUCUGUGUGUGUUUCUACACACGCCCGUACUCCUUCCUGUGCAGGCACCUAAGCCUCUGCCAGGGCUUGCUCCCUCAGCUGCCCUUGAGAAGCCGUGGCAAUCGGGGCUGCCUUCUGGGCCGGCUGCCAGAGCGAGCCUGAUUAUCCUCUCCACCGAUGCUGAUGUGGCUCGCGAACACGCGGCCAUCUGGCCAAGCCUGGCGCCUGCCAUCUGCUCCCUGCAGGAGCUACGCGGGAGCAGGGAGGACGCCAGCUCUCGGGGACGACCAGAGAUCCAGAGAGAGAGAGAUCCAGCGAUCCUGCGCUGGCAAGAGGGAAGGGGUUUGCCCUGGGCUACAGAGCACACCAUGGACAGCAAGGGGCAAAAGCGAGGAGGGAAGCCAUUCUCUCCCGAGCUGCUGCCUCAUCCUCUCUCUCUCUUUUCCCCCUCUGUAAACAGAAAGCUCGGGAAGCGCUCGAGAAGGCCGCCCGGCUCCGGCGGCAGGAAGUCUUCCAGCUGCGCGCCAUCCGGCUGCAGGUGAAGCGGAGGGAGGCGGAACUGCUUCGCCGGAAACGAGAGCGGGAGGCCAAGCGCAAGGCGGAAGAAAACAAGCCCAAGAGGCUGGGCAAGCUCAAGUAAGAGCCUGUUGAGGGGGACGCAAGGCUGGGGGGAGGAGGAGCUUGGCUAAGAGACGCCACGGAUACUGACCCCAUUCUCUCCACCCCUGCCAGGAAGGGAGCUCCAAAGCAGAAGGCCCGGUCCUUGUCUCACACUUCUCAGCAGGGCUAGAAACUCAGGAUAUAUCAGCUAGGUGACAAAUGGUUCCUUAAAGCAAGGUUUAAGGAAUGUCUCGUUGCCGUUUUGGGGCAGGGCUGCAAGUCUUGUUUUUCAAAGGGUGGGCUGACUGUGUUCGAUUCUCGGUUAAACAUUUGGCUAGUUCAGAGGACCACCUUGAGCUCGGUGGAGAGCUUUGAGAACUUUAAAGGAGAAAAGUCACUUGACUCAGGGACGGUCCACUUAUACAGUGGUACAUCUGGUUAAGAACUUAAUUCGUUCUGGAGGUCCGUUCUUAACCUAAGGUACCAAUUUAGCUAAUGGGGCCUUCGCUGCCACUGUGUGAUUUCUGUUGUCAUCCUGAAGCAAAGUUCUUAACCCCGAGGUACUAUUUCUGGGUUAGCGGAGUCUGUAACCUGAAGCAUCUGUAACCUGAGGUACCACUGUAUAUUGGCCCAUUCCGACCUCUCUUUCUGUACGGCAACUGCCCCUGCUCAGAAAAAGUGUUUUCGUACCCUGAAAUUCAUCCUGAGUGUGCAGAUAAAUUAUAACGGAUAGAAUUCGACAUGAAGGGGUAUUAGUGUGUGAAAACGGGCAUCUUCUCUCAGUCGCAAGCAGCCAGUAGCCAGGUGCAGAAUGUGCCUGGUGAAUUUUGAACACCGCUUCUCAGCAGCCCCCUAUUGUUUCCCCCUCUUGCGUGGCAGGUAUGAAGAUCCUGACCUGGACGUGCAGCUGAGCACUGAGCUGGCAGAGUCCUUGAGGACGCUGAAGGUGAGCAUUUGCAGGGCGGGCAAGAGGCUGGAUUCAGCUUCCCCAUCAAGCGUUCCCUUGGUCCCGUUGCUCCCCCCCCCAUUUCUCUGCCACCUCUUUGUUCUCUCUGUGCCGCCUUCUUGGGGUUGGCACAACCCUCGCUGCCCGCUUUCAAGCCAGCCCUUUUCAGAACGCAGCUUUCUAAUUCGGCCGCCCACUCCGAAGAUGGGCAGGCCAGCCUUGCUGGCAUUUGGAGGGGCUGCUGAGCGGAGUUAAGAGAGCCCCUUUGGAGUUGAGGGGUGGUCCGUUCCUCUCCAGGGGCCUCUGCGCUGUGCCCCCCACCUGCCCGCCCAUGCCUGCCUUCUUCCUUCCCUUGGUGUCCGAUGAUGAGACCCAUCCUUGCGCUCGGAGAAUUUGCAGCAAUUGCUUGCUGGGAAUGUGAAGUUCCCCAGGGGCUCCCUGGCCCUGCCGAGCAGGUGAGGACUGGGGAGCUGAGGCACCCAAGGAAGACUCUCCUUUCUUCUUUCUCUUAUCCCCACCCCCUUCCCAAUUUGGAACAGUUCUGCCAUUUCUGGGUACUGAACGACCAACAGACUUAGAAAACAGCCUCUCUAAAGGUGUCUUCUCAGAGUUGCUUACUGCCAGCGUUUGUGCCCCCUCUCUGGACCAGCUUGGGUCAGGGAGACCCACAAAUUCAUCCCAGUAUGUUGAGCUCUCAAACUCAUCUCCCCUCUGCACAAUUUGGACCAGUGGUUCCCCAAACAUUUUUUGGGCCACAUCCCCAGUGGCUCCUAUAAAAAAGGCAUUUUUGCAGCAUAGCGGUUUGCGCAGCCUACUAAGGAAUUACAGGCAUGGAAUUGUCGAGUUGGAAAGGGACCCCAAAGGUCAUCCAGUCCAAUCCCCUGCAAUGCAGGGGUCUCAACUAAGUCAUACAUGACAGGUGGCCAUCUUACAUGGGCAGGCAAACUAAGGCCCUGGGGCCGGAUGCGGCCCAAUCGCCUACUAAAUCCGGCCCACAGAUGGUCCAGGAAUCAGCAUGUUUUUACAUGAAUAGAAUGUGUGCAUUUAUUUAAAAUGCAUCUCUGGGCUAUUUGUGGGGCAUAGAAAUUUGUUCAUUUUUAUUUUUUUUCAAAAUAUAGUCCAGCCCCCCCUCCCCAAAGGUCUGAGAGACAGUGGACCGGCCCCCCCUGCUGAAAAGGUUUGUUGACCCCUGAAACCUCUGCUCGAACAAAAGAAUAAUAUUCAAAACAGUAUCAAUUAAUUGCGCAUUUAUUCAAAAUCCAGUUAGAACUAUUUAGUUUAAUUAUUUCUGCAAAACUGCUGAGCUUGACCCUGUGGUGCCAUUUUUUUCAAAGUCACUUACACCUCCUGCCACUGCCCCCCUUGCCCCUUAGCCCCCCCCCCCAGUGGCCAGCAGAGCCCACUAAGGGGACACCAGCUCUGGACAGUGCUGACUUCCUCUUCCUGUUGGGUGUGACCUUCGCCUUCCUGCAUCAGCUGACACCAUGGAGGGAGGAGGUGCUGCGUAGACAUCCCAGGGUGUUCUUCAGCAUCAAAAUUAACAUGAGAGAUGGGUCUUUCUGCAUUUGACUAUCUGAGAUGCCACAGAGGGAUUUCAUGUCAGUGGAGAGGCUGAGCUUCUGGAUUCUGUGGCCAGUAGCCCGAGUGAGAGGCCUGUUCUGCCUGUGUGUUGACUCCCCUUUCUCUUGAAAAAACCUGAUCGGCUGAAGUAGCCACCUAUUGCCAUGCACGGUAGCAGGGUGUUCCAGAGGUCUGUGGUGUGAAGAAUUAACUUCCUUUGGCAUUUGCCUUGCCUUUGUUGCCUCUUAGUCGUGGGGAGCAACCCCAUCAGAGGGCUUGUCCACAUACCCCUAUUUCACAGUGUCAGCGUCCCUGCGAUUGGUGAGCUAGUUUGGGAUUGCAGCUUCUCCAGCGCCAGCCAAUGAGCUUUGAGGCUGAGAAGGCUUUGUAGGUGGCUCCCCCCCCCCCCCGCCGCCACCACCAAAUGCUCUGUUCCCUCCCAGCUCCUCACACCUCCCCCCUCACAGGCAAAACUCCCAGAGCUCAUGCAAAACACCUCCAUCCCAGGGAGCAGGAAGGCACCUAAUGAGUGUACGUGAGGAGUUGAUGUUGUGCGAAGAGUCGCGCUCCCGACACCUGCAGUGUCUCUGCUGGAGGUGUUGGUGCAAAGAGGGGAGGGCUUCGUACAGCUGUUUCUCCCCCCCCCCCCCCACUGUAAGGAACACUGCUGAGACUUUCCAACUUUCUGGUGCAAAAGGGAAACUCUCUAGCCGACUGUACUGUGGGAAACGGUUAUGAUUUCCAGGAGACCUGGCGUGGGGAAUCUCUGGCUCUCUGGAUAAUACACCAGGGCCAACUCUCGGCCCCAGCAAUCAGGGCUGGGGAAGAUGGGAGUUUGAGCCCAAGAACAUCUGUAGAGCCACAGAUACCUCCCCAGAACCAGUCUCUGUGUUUAACUGUUACGGGCAAACUUGAAUGUUUGUGGAUUCGGGUUUUUUUAAUCCCCAACUGUGUGUUUAAUUUUGGGUUGUGUGUAAGAGAAGGUGGGGUAUUUUGUUCAAGGCAAACAAACCUUCACGGUUUUGACAUUGGCAGUAGAUUUUGGGGGAAAGAGGUGUUCUGAACCGCAGGCCCAAAGCGGGGCUUGUGUGAAUGGUUGGGCACAGGGAUACCAAGGACGUCAAAAACACGAGUGAUCUGUUCUAGUGCUUUAUUAAAGAAAGGUGCAGACUUAGAGGAAAUCGGCUUGCCAGUUCUCCUAGCCUUUGCAAAAGCAGGACAGAUACCAUAGCAGGGAGACGGUUUGUCCGUUCCUGAAGCAAACAGUUACACAUUCUUUAUACACAAAGCAGCAAACAUCACUCUGGCCCGGACCUCCCAUCGCUUCACCUGCCCAGAUGACUGCAUAGGUAGCAAAUACCCAGCAUUACCCCUUUCUGGUCUCAGAGCCCAGCACCCCAAGCCCAUAGAUAAGGAUAGCAUCAGAGCAAGUGAAUAUAAACAUAUAUGAGCUCGUUGCUGCAACAACUACCAAUUCAUUGUGGGGUUCUCUUGACUACCAAGAUGGUGCUUGCAGAGCUUCCGGAACAAUUUGCCUUUGGUUCAGCGUGUGAGGGCAUCAGGCACCGUUACUUCUCUUCGCCAUCUCCCCUUUCUCUGACAACCUGGAUGUUGUGCCUUGAGAACCGGUGAAUCCAGGUGUUAGCUGAAUUUUCCCCAAGAGUAGCCUGAUCAAGACUGCAUGGCACAUAAAUGGAUACUUGGCUAGGAAGGCUCUCCUGCCACAAGCCCCAGACUAUCGGGAUACCACAGGUCUCUUUGUGCUUAACAUGAACCCAGAUCUGUCACGAGUUCUGUUUCUGCUUCUUCCUCCAGCCCGAAGGCAGUAUCCUGAAGGACCGGUUCAAGAGCCUACAAAAACGCAACCUCCUAGAGCCCAGAGAACGUGCAAAGUGAGUGAGAAGGCAGCGUUGGCAGGGGUGACUUCAACAAGGAGCCCACUUGAUUUAUGUUUCUUAACUAGUCUCUGACUGGAAGAAGGCAAGCCAGAGUCAGCAACUCCUGCAGAGAGAUGGGGGUCAGCCUCCUCUGGUUGGUUCUUUAGGCCGCAGGGAGUCUUUCACUGGAAACACUUUCUGGGCAGCCAUCGGUCCAGGGAUGCUGUGGUCGCAUCCUGCAUUGCACAUCCAGCAUGGAGCUGGAGGGGAGGGAACGAGAUGACCUUCCCACUCUGUAAUCCUGAGUCUCUUGUUACUUCCUCCAAGCGGUUUAGCAGUUCUCUGAUGCCACAGUGGCGCGCCCAGAUUCAGGUAUUAAUGCAGUAAAUUACCCCCAGGGGGUGGGUAACUCCCUACACCUGUUGCCGGCUGUGGCCUCUUUAAACUAUGGGAUAUCGUGGGAUUAUCCACACUUGCUUAAACCUCUGAUAAGAUUUGCACGUUCCAGAGAGGAAGCUGAGAUUUCAGUAAAUUGAGAAAAUCGGCAAGGUCGGAGGUUCUCCUCUUGCUCCUCUCAUUCAUACAAUAUAAGCAGCAGCAGGAUAAUGCUGGUGUCUGUCUCUCUUCCUCCAUAGAACUGUGCCCCCCACCACCAGCAAAGAUUCUUUCUUAUUCAUUCAUUCAAUUUAUACACCGCCCUAUACCUGGUGGGACACGAGUGGCGUUGUGGGUUAAACCGCAGAGCCUAGGACUUGCUGUUCAGAAGGUCGGCGGUUCGAAUCCCCGCGACGGGGUGAGCUCCCGUUGCUCAGUCCCUGCUCCUGCCAACCUAGCAGUUCGAAAGCACGUCAAAGUGCAAGUACAUAAAUAGGCACCACUCCGGCGGGAAGGUAAACUGCGUUUCCGUGCGCUGCUCUGGUUCGCCAGAAGCGGCUUAGUCAUGCUGGCCACAUGACCCGGAAACUGUACGCCAGCUCCCUCGGCCAAUAAAGCGAGAUGAGCGCCGCAACCCCAGAGUCGGUCACGACUGGACCUAACGGUCAGGGGUCCCUUUACCUUUUUAAUAAAAUAUAUAUAUAUAUUUUAUUAAGGAUUUUCUUGUUUUACAGAAGUGUAGUGCCUCGUAUUUUUUUUUUCAUGUAACAUUUUUACAAAUCCGUUUCAUUUGUUGAGGCAUUCGGGGGACACCAAAAAAAAGAAAAAACAACGGGGGUGGAGAGUGGGAAGAUGGAUGGGGGUGGGGUCGGGUGGCGGUGUUUCUGUUAUGUUUAAUGUAUGUAGAGUUUGGUGUCAGCGUUGCUUGUGUUGUUCACUUGUGUUCCUUUGGUGGUGAGAGAGGGUCCCUUUACCUUUUUAUACCCGGAGGUCUCAGGGCCAUUAAGUCGUUGUGAAAACCCUGGGAGUUCUGUGUGGAUGUAGAAUGGCCUUUUCCAACUCCAUGUCCACCAGCUUGGCUCGCGGCUGAUGUGGGGGGUUGUAAUCCAAAACAUUGAAAGGCAACCACUUGCGGAGAGGGCGGGUGAGGCUGAUGUGUAGACCCUUUUGGCCGGUUCGCAAAUGUGUGUCCAGCACUUGGAUUUCUGUGCAUGAAGUGGCAAAUCAGAGAGCCUUUGAUUCCACUUCACAGCAGCUCAAAACACCGUGUUGUUGUUUGAAGGUGUUGCUUCACAUCUUUAAGCGGUGAGUCACAAAGUGCAAUAGUCACAGCUCUCCUGAGGACUUUGGGGGGAAACGUAAUCUCUAAGCCUUGGUGUGGGAGGGAGGGAGAGACACCUUUCAAGGGAGGUGGUGUGUGGCCUUUGGAGAGGAGAUGUCUCUGCAGCCAUGGCGGCUUGCCUUCCAGGUUGCUGUGCUUGGCUCUGGGCUUGUGUAUUUAGUAGUUCCUCUCAUUGAGGACUGUAAAGUCCCUAAACCUCUUGUGUCUUCCUUGUCAGGUUCAAGAGGAAAUACCGGGUGAAGUACGUCGAAAAGCGCGCCUUCCGGGAGAUCACGUAAGUGGUGGCAGCGCUUUGCCCAAUAGUGGCAGGCUAACCAGUCGCUCUUGCCCCCUGCCCCUCUAAUCUUGCUCCACUGUCCUUUUAUAUAUUACUUACUUAUAGAGAAAUGCGCAGCCUGCCCGGCUCAGAUGCAUCGUUACACAGGUUGACAACAGCUAAAAUCGCAGCAGCAGCAGCAGCAGCAUCGCACAGCCCAGACAGGCAUAGCAAACAGAAACGCCAUCUUCAGAUAAAAACAUCUACUGGCCAAGGUGAAAGCCUGCCAGAAUAAUAACAGCAAGAAGAAAAUACCUUUGCCAACUGGGGCAAGACAGCCAAAGCAGGGGCCGCAUUUUUUUAAAAGAUGGGAGCGGGGACUCCUUGCAGUAUUAAGCAAAGCAGUUGGCACAUAAGAGGGAGAUGUGCCCUUGUGUGCUAGCUUUCUCUUUGCGUGGAGUCAUUUCCAUAUGGGGAUGCUCGUGAGUGGCACCCCCACCUCUAGUUGUGGGGUGGUUCGGUCCAUUCUGCUGCCGCCACCUCCUUGCUGCCUCAUACUGUGGCCUGUCUCAGGUUUAGAGUCUGCUAGCCAUGGGAGAGGAGGCCUGAGGGUGCCAGGAUGAAGAUGCAAGGAAUCCUUAACAGGCAUUUGAGUCUAUUUGGGGGAUCAGGCUGUUCUUCUGGGAGUGGGGCAGGGGCUCCAUCUCCUAGAUGCCCUUAGAUCUCUGGCUAGCAUAUGAAACCCUUUCCUUAGCCUCUGAAGCCACGGGGCAAUUGACAGUGGAGUCCUUUCCAGGAGGCAGGGUGCACAAUGCUUCCGGUGGUCUGUGGUUAGGGCCAAGCUGAUCUUCCCCUCACUGCUAUUAUGUGUGCCACCCCCCUGGAAUCCUGGGAACUGUGGUCUGCUACAGGUGCUGGGAAUUGUAGCUCUGUGCGGACAAACUACAGUUCCCAUAAUUUUGGGCCAGGGAAAGUAUGUGCUUCAAGUGCAUGGUGUGUACACAGCCCAAAGCAAGUCUCAUCUUAAUAAUAUAAUAAUAACAUUUUAUUUCUAGCCCGCCCUCCAAAGCCGGGCUCAGAGUGGCUAACAACAGUAAAAUAAUACAGCAUUCUAAAAUCAAUUCAUUAUCUUUGCUUGGUUCUUGUCUUCUGGCCUUUCUCUCAGACCCAGUUCAGCUGGUUUUAGCAUCUCCCAGCUCCCUCUCUGCCUCCCAAGCUUACGCUGUUUGCCUCUUCUUUUGAGAGAGAUCCAGUCAUCCACUCCUGGUGUUGCUUCUGACUCCCCUUAAUUCAUUACUGUUCUCUCUUCUCUCCCUCCCCAUUCUGCAGGUUAUAGAACACGGAUUACGCCAGAGCAUCCCAGCAACUCGCCGUUUCCCCAAUCUUUCAUUAAAAUUCCAUAAACCGCACUCAGAUUGUA
Podarcis lilfordi (Lilford's wall lizard) is the source of this 22496-nucleotide messenger RNA. The record is from the annotation of a GenBank genome assembly. Lineage: Eukaryota; Metazoa; Chordata; Lepidosauria; Squamata; Lacertidae.